CAGAAAUACAUUCGAUCAUUUUGUCUAAAAUGCAGAGCUACUGAAAACAAGAAUCACGGAAUAUCAGAAACAUUUCACUGUCUGAACACCAUUGUCCUCAAAUGGGUGGGCAGGUAACCCGUACUAUUCUACAAGGAGGAUCCCUUCACCGCCACCCCCUGAAGGAAAGCAUGUAUCCAGAUCCACAAGCCCCUUUGUCACUUUGUUUCCAUGCCAACACAAAAGGUUCUCAGAUCCUGAUGGACAAGACAAAGCGCAGCGUGCGCCGAAUUGCCAGCUUCUGUAAUGCCAUCACCUUCACCAACCGACCAAUCAAGAUCUACGAACAGGUCCGGCUGAAGAUAACAAAGAGACAGGGUUGCUGGAGUGGUGCCCUGCGAGUGGGUUUCACUACGGUGGACCCGUCUGAUCUCAGUUCAGCCUGGCUGCCACGAUUUGCCUGCCCAGAUCUGGUGUGCGAGAGGGGAUUCUGGGCCAGAGCGCUUCCCGAGGAGCGGUGUGAAGAAGGAACCAUUCUCUCCUUCUGGUUAGAUAAUACAGGGCGAGUGUUUUACCAGGUUAACGAGGGCACUCCGAUCUUCUUCUUCAGUGGCGUACCAGCCGCAGAGCCAGUAUGGGCGAUCAUUGACAUUUACGGGCUGACCCGUGGUGUACAGCUACUUGACAGUAAGAUGGUCCCAGAUGAAUAUUUCAGUCCUGCUGUAACUCAUGAAGUGAUGGAUGACUGGCACCUGUCAAGCAACUGCUCCAAGCUUGACCUGCAGGAAGAUCUGCCAUCCUUUUCAAGCUCCCCAAAUUCCCUCAACUCAGUGCUGUUGCCACAGUUUCACGAUGACUUGCAUUUCCACUAUGUCCAUGGCAACGGUCUACGUCUAGUGACUGAACACAUAGCAGUACGCUAUUACAACAGGCAUGAGGACUGUGCUUUGGUGUUCACACAUCGACCGUUGUGCUGUGGCGAAUGUGUUUUCUUAAAGGUUUUACUGAAGUCUCAAACAGCCACACCCACUCUGAAUAGUUUUUUGUCUUAUGGAUUCACUUCCUGUAACCCAGCCCACAUUAACCCAAAGCACUUACCGGUCAAUCCAGAGGACCUGCUGGAUCGCAGAGAAUUCUGGGCUUUUGGCUGCCUCACUUCCCCACUCGUGGGUGGAGAUAUCAUUGGUUUCCGGGCAACUGCAGAAGGGGAAGUGCUCGUGAGUCAUAAUGGUGGGAGAGCCUACCGAGAGAUUUGUGUGGAUAAUUCCACUCCUCUCUGGAUGAUCUUCAAUUUACAAAUGCAUAUCAAGCAAAUCAGCAUACUGGGUACAUCCCGUGGUUACUCUCCAUCCUCUUCCGAAAUUCACAUGAUUAACAUUAAUAAUUACAGAUAUCCCUCAGCCAAUCGUAUUCACAGUACAUCAGUCAGGGGAUUUAUUGACACCUUUAAGCCCCACCCACACAGCCUCAGCAGUUCUGCAGGGACAACGUCCAGCUCACCGUUCUCAGAAUCUCCCAAUACGCCAUCAUGCUGUGUGAUUACUGGAGAAGAGUGUUUGAUUUGCUGUGAGAGGCCAGUGGACUCAGUGCUGUAUGCAUGCGGACACAUGUGUGUGUGUUCCAUUUGUGGUGGGAAGCUAAAAGAGAUGUCAAACCCGUCCUGCCCCAUGUGUCGCAGCCCAAUCAGAGACAUCAUUAAAAUAUACCGCAGCAUGUAACCUGGCCACCUGGCAUCCACAAUUCCCUAUUUAAAAUGUAAACAUGGUGGUGUGCUACAGUGGCUAAUGCCCAGGGCCAGAAUGUUGAAGACUGCUGGUUUGAGCCUCCCAAGGAAUGAGCUGUGAUCCAUCAUCAUUGUUACCUUGAGAAAACAAUCUACCUUGAGGUUGCUCUGGGGUACUAUCCUUUGUAUGUUGCUUUGGAUAUAAAGUAAACAUCUGCUAAAUGACCAAAAAGCUGAGAAAACACAGAUGUGGCACAACAUUUACACAAUGCAAAAUUAAAAGAUUGUUCAGCUCUCUGGACUUGCAUAUGGCUGGGAGUGCAUAAUGGGAAAGUAAGCUACUAUGAGAUUUCAAAUUUUCAGUUUGACAAUGUCAUGGUAACUUCUUAUGAAUCUGUUAACAUGUUUUUGUAGUUCUUAAAAAGCUGUGUUAUUAUAUAAAACUAUUAA
Molecule: messenger RNA, 2152 nt
Organism: Myxocyprinus asiaticus (Chinese sucker)
Lineage: Eukaryota; Metazoa; Chordata; Actinopteri; Cypriniformes; Catostomidae
Gene: neurl1ab
Product: neuralized E3 ubiquitin protein ligase 1Ab
Exons: 6
Coding region: 102-1697 (531 amino acids)
Biological process (GO): negative regulation of Notch signaling pathway; nervous system development
Cellular component (GO): plasma membrane; postsynaptic density
Molecular function (GO): ubiquitin protein ligase activity
Source: RefSeq, a predicted model, not a curated record